CCACUCGACGCUGCGACUACAAAUUCGUUUCCCGAGUUAAAACGAGGAUUGGUUCUCUUUUGCGUGUAAUAUACAGUCAACCCCUGCUGGGAGCUGGGCCCCAAGUUCCAAGCGCUCGAGAAAGAACGCCGGCAAACAAUUCGGCUGGCCGGGACGGGACUGGACGCGACGGGACAGCGAAACCAGUCUCGAACCCAGAUGAGCUCUACCCUUCCAAGAUCAUAAAAAUUUGGGGGUUUUCUCGCAGAAACGGAAGAAGGACACAGAGGAUCUUGACAAGAUGUCCUUCAGAACAGCCCAAAUCCGCCUCGUUAGUUCACAUCGUGAGGUUUACGAACCCUGUGAUGAUUCAUUUGCACUAGUCGAUGCACUUCUGUCUGACAGAAACAACCUUAUAGAGCAUCAUCCAACGUUGUGCAUGGAAGUGGGUUGUGGAAGUGGGUAUAUUAUUACAUCUUUAGCUCUUAUGCUUGGACAGGAGGCUCCUGGGGUCCACUAUAUUGCUACUGAUAUUAACCCUCAUGCAGUGAGGGUGACCCGUGAGACCCUAGAAGCACAUGGUGUUCAUUCAGAGUUGAUCACAACAGACAUUGCAUCAGGACUGGAGAAGCGUCUGGCCGGAUUGGUUGAUGUAAUGAUUGUGAAUCCACCAUAUGUGCCAACCCCUGAAGAUGAAGUUGGUCGUGAAGGAAUUGCCUCUGCUUGGGCGGGCGGGGAGAAUGGCCGGAGUGUUAUCGAUAAGAUAUUGCCAAUUGCAGACAAUCUAUUGUCAGAUAAGGGCUGGUUGUACGUGGUCACGCUUACAGCUAACAAUCCCUCAGAGAUUUGUCUUCAAAUGAGACAGAAGGGAUAUGCUGCUAGAAUUGUCGUCCAAAGAUCAACAGAAGAAGAGUCUCUCCAUGUCAUAAAGUUCUGGCGGGAUUUUGAUACUCGGGUAGAUUUAAAGGAAAUGGCGGCGACAAACAAAACAAUUCCUGCAAGAGUUAUGGAGUCCUUGGUCUCACAGUUUCCUCUAUCUGCAUUCUGGAGAAGCGGGCCACAGUAGCUUAUAAAUGAGGGGGUAAGAGAGACUUUGAGUGAGGCAACAUAUUCGACCUCUAUUCAAUGAAGAAUUAUUGUUUUUGAGUUUGUUGCAGUUGGGAUUGCUGAAUGUUUUUAUUUUUUGUGAAAGAAAAGGCUCGUUUCAUGA
Juglans microcarpa x Juglans regia is the source of this 1189-nucleotide messenger RNA. Its product is annotated as methyltransferase N6AMT1-like. The record is from RefSeq and is a predicted model, not a curated record. The transcript has 2 exons. Gene Ontology annotation, molecular function: nucleic acid binding; S-adenosylmethionine-dependent methyltransferase activity; protein methyltransferase activity. Bases 281 to 1045 code for a protein of 254 amino acids. Gene Ontology annotation, cellular component: eRF1 methyltransferase complex. NCBI's taxonomy places the organism in Eukaryota, Viridiplantae, Streptophyta, Magnoliopsida, Fagales, Juglandaceae. Gene Ontology annotation, biological process: methylation.